This is a messenger RNA of Naegleria lovaniensis, 453 nucleotides long. RefSeq lists its product as uncharacterized. Gene Ontology annotation, cellular component: membrane. Lineage: Eukaryota; Heterolobosea; Eutetramitea; Acrasida; Naegleriidae. Gene Ontology annotation, molecular function: ATP binding. The coding region runs from base 1 to 453 and encodes 150 amino acids. The transcript has a single exon. The record is from RefSeq and is a predicted model, not a curated record.
AUGCCAUUGAAACGAAAAUCUACUCGUCAUUCUCAGCAUGCAACAGACACGGAGAUGAAUGGUGGUGGUGACUCAAAAGAAGCAUCGAAUGCAGCCAGUGCUGCAACUCUCAAAGACGAUAGAGAGCCUAAAAUCACCUUCUUUUCACAUUUGAAAGUUUUUAAAGUGAUUGGACUGUGGAAUUUAACAUUACUCUCUUUGGGAGUUAUUGGCUCCAUGGCGUACGGAGUGCUGCCAAUUAUUUGCCAAUAUAUUCUUGGAGAUUUGAUUGACGACUUUCUUGCUGCAAACUCAAACGCUGCAUAUCGAGCAGAAGCCAUUAAUCAAGUAUGCAUCAAAUUGACAAUUAUUACAUUCUGUGGUAUGGCUGCUUUUGGCUUGUAUCACUUUUUCCUUCAACUUUCCAAUCACAGAAUUGGAACUGCGUUAAGACAAGCUUACAUGAUGCAUUGA